Molecule: messenger RNA, 1218 nt
Organism: Prosopis cineraria
Lineage: Eukaryota; Viridiplantae; Streptophyta; Magnoliopsida; Fabales; Fabaceae
Product: protein ACCELERATED CELL DEATH 6-like
Exons: 2
Coding region: 64-1218 (384 amino acids)
Molecular function (GO): protein binding
Source: RefSeq, a predicted model, not a curated record
CUGAAGAAGCAGUUCGUUUCUUCAGUCAAUCAUGUUCAAAUUGGCGUUAUUCAUAAUGACACCAUGAGUUAUCAACUGUACAACGCUGUUCAUGACGAGAAUGAAGAUGUAAGUAGAUUUCUAGACGUCUUGGAGAGAGUAUGUACAGAAAAACAACUUGAUUGUCCCACCAUCUUACAUCAAGCCACUCCCACGGGUGAUUCGUUGCUCCAUGUUGCAGCUGAACGUGGGAGAACAAGGAUCGCAGAGCUGCUUGUUGAUAAUAAUUUUUUGCUGAUUGUGACAAAUGUAAGAAAAGACACAGCGCUUCAUGUUUCUGCAAGAGCUAAGAAUAUUGGAGUGAUGGGAGUCAUCUUGUCCAAAUUUGGCGAUGUUAGCAGUAAGGAUAACUUUAUUAUGUUACCCAAUGCAUCUGGGAAUAGAGCUCUGCACGAAGCUAUUCUGAGCAAAUAUCGUGAGGGGUUUGAUUUCCUUCUAAGUGAGCAAAGUGAGAAUACUUGGCCUUUCUAUUGGGACACCCACCCAGCAGACUCACCAAUAUAUGUGGCAGUCCAAAGUGGGGAUGUUGAAAUUCUUCAUCGUCUCUUGCAAAUUCCUUUUCCCUCAGACCGGGACAUUUUUAAGCGUCAGGGAAACUCUCCACUUUUUGCCGCCAUAUCACAACGCAAUAUUGCUGCUUUGAAGGAGAUAGUAGACAAUAAAGAAAAGUUGAUGUUCCUCACUGAUGAAAAUGGAGACACACCCCUCCAUUAUGCAGCAUGCACUGGUUAUGUGGAAGGCGUUCAUGAACUUUUAAACAAAUCCACCCAUCUCGCCUUUCAACAAAAUUCAGGAAGUGAUCUUCCGAUUCACUUUGCUUGCUAUAAGGGCCACAUUCAGGUGGUUGAAGAAUUGCUACGUGUACAAGGGCCUUGUACAAGUUUUUCACUCAAUAAUAAAGGUCGAGACAUUCUUCACAUUGCAUCUAUGAGAGGAAAAAGCAAGAUGGUAAAAUACCUAUUGAAGCACCCGAAGAUCAAUUCCAAAACUGUGAAUGAGAAAGACCUGCUAAAUGGAGACACCCCACUGCAUCUGGCUUCAAGAAAGUUGUAUCUUUGGACUUUAGACCAUCUAUCACGAGACAAAAGAAUAAAUGUGGACGCCGUAAAUGACCAGGGUUUAACAGCUAUUGAUAUUAUCGGAAGUUCUAAUAUUGGCCGGUGCCUCACUCAAACAUAA